AUGGACAGAGUGGCGUUCUACGGUGUCUUAAUAGCGUCUUUAUAUUAUGCAGACGCCACUAUCAAUUGUGGAACAUGCCUUCAGCCACCAGAUUACGUCAGCAGUUUCAUCAAACUUAAAGCACAGUCAACCCAAUCAGAGGCCAUCAUUCUACACAACAUCGCAGAGGUGCCAAUCAAGGUCGAUGUUCAGGUUAAACCAAUAAGCGGCAACGACACAAAUUACUUCUUCCCUGGAUUAGGAUCCUCUCAGCAGGAUGACGACAAACAAGGAGUCUAUGGAGGCGUGGUCUACAAGUAUAACGAAACAGCUGUCAAACUGUAUGUGCCCAACCGGAACGACGGUUCUGGUGAUGGUUCCGUGAUAUUUACAGGUUACAAUAAUGCAUGGGUUGGACCAAAGGUACAGAAAGAGGACGCGGCUGAGGUACGAGUAAGGGUGUGGACUGCAUGUAAAUUUCCAACUCCGGAUUAUGAGUCUAACUGGAUUCCUAUGAAAAUAAAGAACGGUACGGACUCGUUUCGGGAGGUAGUUCACGGACUAGGCUACGUCCCUAAUUAUGUAACAGUACAAGUAUGGAACAAUGGAACUGACUGGUAUGCAGACGGAAUAGCAUCAGGAAUGACGCCGAACAACGUCAACAAACUUACAUCCUGGGGAGGAGUUGUCUAUGCCUUUGAUGACAAUCAUGUCCGGAUCUGGGUACCAGGUUUCGACACAGGAAGUAUGUUUAGUGUGGCCGAUGGUUGGGGUCAAGGGUCACAAGAGACAUGGUCAGAGGGAUUGGUCAAGGUCAAGGCUCUGAGCGGUGAUAACAAUGGCUUUUCCUUUCCUGCCUUCGGUGCCGUUCAGAACACAGAUCCUCACGACAAGUUUGGAGGUGUAGUGUAUUCCUACUCAUCACACGGUAUCCGGGUCUGGCAUCCCAUUGUCCCUGGUGCCGGAAAUACCGCCCUGUCCUCCACCUACCACUCCCGCCCAAGCCAGUACAUCGCCAUUUACCGGUACCACAUCCAAUACGUCAAGUUUCUUGUCAACAACUUCCUUACCAUUGACAUCGGUACCCGUCUUAACUUCUACAACCGCAAAAUCAGCCACAGCUUUGUUAACGUCAGCAAAGUUUUCAAGUAA
Messenger RNA from Mizuhopecten yessoensis (Yesso scallop), 1131 nucleotides. RefSeq lists its product as uncharacterized. The record is from RefSeq and is a predicted model, not a curated record. NCBI's taxonomy places the organism in Eukaryota, Metazoa, Mollusca, Bivalvia, Pectinida, Pectinidae. The coding region runs from base 1 to 1131 and encodes 376 amino acids. The transcript is spliced from 8 exons.